GGUCUUCGAUCACAAUUACAUGACUCCAGCUAACAAUUAGAACUGUAUAUAUAUAUCUGUAACCCACAGCAUGCUGUUUCGUAUUGGUCCAGUUACCAGCACAAAUAAAUAUCGCAGCUAAAAACAAGCAGAAGGGUUUUUCUCUCUGCUUGUGAAAUGGUUUGCUUUUGCUUUCUAGUAGACCAGAGGAGGAAGGUGUGGCGGAGCAAGCCGGUGGCUGGGUCAUGUUCGCGGUGCGGGCGUGGAGCAAGUGUGGCCGAUAUUAGAACUUCGACGAGGUUUUGUUACGUUCCCUUCUACUGGAAAUCUUGGAAAGCUGUUAUGUGUACCUUCUGUGGAGCUAUUCUUAGAUCUUACAGAUAAAUUUUUCUGUUCAUAUAUAGCUGGCUCUGUCUCUGUCUUUCUUAUUACCUUUCUGUAUAAUUUCUGAGGUCAUGGACUGCUUCUGACUUCUGAGAUUGAGAACUUGAGAUGAUCAAACAGGGAUUACUAUACUUGCAGUUUAUUUUCCUUUUAGAUUUUGUUUUCCCAAAUUUUGGUGUGAGGGAAGGCACUAUAGUCCUGUAAAUUGAUAUCUGAGAAUGACUAAUCGUGGAGUGUAUGCAUCUACCUAUUAAUAUUGGAAGAAAUCUUUUCUUUUGCAGACGCACCA
Molecule: messenger RNA, 652 nt
Organism: Rosa rugosa (rugosa rose)
Lineage: Eukaryota; Viridiplantae; Streptophyta; Magnoliopsida; Rosales; Rosaceae
Exons: 1
Coding region: 157-363 (68 amino acids)
Source: RefSeq, a predicted model, not a curated record